AAGACCUCCCCUUCCAAUGCCUGGUCACCUGGAGCCUUUAAAAAGCACCUCAAAGGCACCCAGUUACAGGAGAUCUCUUAACUGGGAGAUUUUACCCUCUGAAACCAUGCCGGUGUCAGAUGAGACCUUUGCUCUGGUGGCCCCGGCCACCAUGCCCCAGAAGCCCUGUCAGACAGACUUCCAGCUGGUGCGAGUCAAGAACACGUGGUUCCGCAUCAAGAAAGGAGAAGCUCUUUCUGACUGCAAGGAUGAGAUAACUCUCUCUGAAGCAAAAAUUGGUGAAAGUGUCUCUGAAGGUGGAAUUUCUUGGACAAUUGAAGCUCCCAUCUAUUUUUGCUACAAAGUGGUAGAAACAUACAAUAUUCUGGAUCCUUCUAACACUACUCUGCUUUGGGGCCACAUCACUGAUCCCCAGCAACUAGAGCUAGCCACUAGUGGCAAAAGGAAGUUGAGGCGCUUUAUUGUCAUAGAUGAAGUUGUUGAUGAACUUUAUGGCUCCAAAGUCAGAGAGUACUUUGAAGAGAAUAACGUUCAGCACAAAAUCCUCGCCCUGCCUACCACUGAGGAAACGAAAUCCAUGGACCUGGUCUUGAACAUCCUACAAGAAGUCCAGAGCUUCAGCAUCGACAGGCGAACUGAGCCCAUCAUUGCCAUCGGAGGCGGCGUCUGCCUGGACAUCGUAGGACUAGCUGCAUCGCUCUAUAGAAGACGUACCCCUUACAUUCGGAUCCCAACAACCCUCCUCUCUUAUGUUGAUGCCAGCGUGGGGGCGAAGAAUGGGGUGAACUUCCUGCAGUGUAAGAACAAGCUUGGGGGCUACACGCCCCCCGUAGCUAGUUUCCUGGAUAGAUCCUUCAUUCAGAGCAUCCCUCGGCGACACAUCUCCAAUGGCCUUGGUGAAAUUUUAAAGAUGGCACUCAUGAAACACAAAGGGCUGUUUGACCUGCUCAAGAGUCAUGGGAAAUAUCUGCUGGACACCAAGUUCCAGUCUUAUAGUGGCUCUGCUGACCAUGGGGACGCUGCACUGCAGACUACCAGGAUUGCCAUUGAAACCAUGUUGGAAGAGCUGGCUCCCAACCUCUGGGAGGAUGACCUGGACAGACUGGUUGAUUUUGGUCACCUUAUAAGCCCAGAGCUGGAAAUGAGGGUUUUGCCAUCACUGAUGCAUGGAGAAGCAGUGAACAUUGACAUGGCAUUCAUGACAUACGUUGCCUAUGCACGGGGGCUCAUCACUGCCGAGGAGAAAGAGCAGAUCAUCCAGUGCAUGAGGGGCCUGGAGCUGCCUGUCUGGCACAGGGGCUGCAGCUGGGCCCUCAUUAAAAGAGCUCUGAUGGAACGCCUGAAACACAGCGGGGGACAGACCCGGAUGCCACUCCCCACCGGCCUCGGCGUUGCAGAGAUAUUCAAUGACACUAAUGAAGAGACUCUGGAAAGAGCAUACAAGCUGUGGGUCAGAGACUGCAGGACGGUGCUGGAAGAAGAACCAGCUGCCUUCUGAGAGCUGCAACCCUGGCUGAAGGUCCUUCCCCAGGUGUGGAGCUGUUCGACGUUGUGAGUGGGCAGGACUGAGUUUUAAAUGAGAUAACUGUAGCACCCGUGAAACCAUGUACAGCCCAGAGCUGUGAGGAACAAGAACAAUAUUGGUAUCUGACCUGAUUUACCUCUUUUGAUUGCUCUUGAAUUUGUUAGUGCUCAGGAAGUGAUUGCUCAGAAGUAAAACCUCCAAGUGUCCAUAGUGUAGUUUGUAGCAAGCUGUCUCCUUUGGGGGAAAGUGGGUGGCAUUUAUUCAUUAAUUUGAUUAAGCCCAACGGGGGGACAGCCAUGGCCUUGCACAGCGCUAUCCCUCAACUGCUUGUAGCUGGACCGCUGAAAUCAAUAGGUGUAUCUGGCUCACAGACCAUGUAAAAGAAGUGGAGCAUCUUGAUGGCACCAUGCAAAAUCUCCAUGCUAUAUAAAAUAUUUGAAAUGGGUUAUCUCCAUCACUGGUUUUCACAUUCUGAGUUGUUCUUGUUUUUCAAGCUCAUUCAAACUAGCAAAAAAAGAACCUCAGCUGCCAGCCUUUGCUCCCAGUGUAAGGAAACAACACACCCCGAUUAUAGACACUGCCGUACAGCCACAGACCAGCAGAUACCACUGCUGUGAAGCACGAUGGAAGCUGUAUCUUGACAGCAUGGCAGUCCUAUGUUUUGGGACUCUUAGAUUUUGAGGAUAUAUUGAGAUAUAUUUUGUUGCCAAAAUGUAUAGUGGUGGUUUUACUGUGUAAUCCCUGCAAGCCACCAGUGUGACAAAGACGAUACUAUUUGCAUCAGUGUGUUCUAUGAACAAAGCUGAGCUCCAGGCAGCUCCUGGGUAACCCCAUGGAGCAUCUACCAGGGGCUUCCUGUCAGAUGCUGACCACAAAAACACGUAAAGACAAUGUCAGCCUUCCCCAUGGAGGAUGAAUCAAAGGAAUCACAAUCAACAAACAGCUUUUGAAUUAUUUACAGCAUUAUUAUAUUUUUUUUUCUUAUGUCAUACCAGUUUGUGCUGAUGUGCUGGCUUCGAUUUUGCUGAAGUAAUAAAAGCUAUUAAAACCAGAAAA
Messenger RNA from Columba livia (rock pigeon), 2581 nucleotides. Its product is annotated as 2-epi-5-epi-valiolone synthase. The transcript has 5 exons. Gene Ontology annotation, biological process: antibiotic biosynthetic process. The coding region runs from base 17 to 1498 and encodes 493 amino acids. The record is from RefSeq and is a predicted model, not a curated record. Gene Ontology annotation, molecular function: 3-dehydroquinate synthase activity. Lineage: Eukaryota; Metazoa; Chordata; Aves; Columbiformes; Columbidae.